UAGCAUUUGGAGUCUCUGUUCACUGCCCUCUCUCAGGUCUUUUCCUUGUCCGUUUAUAUAUACUCCUCUGCCACCCCCUCUACGAACAAGAUUUCGCGUUCCGGUCCCUAAAAUUUCUCAAGCAGACGACGGCAACUUGGCCGCCACUGCGCCUAUAAGUUCCGUACGAGUCCGUUUCGGAGAUUGAGGUUCGCAGGGCAGUCCAUGGAGAAGAAGCAAGGGUUCUUACCGGCGCUGAGGGAGGAGGAGGUGGCGACGGGGCCCUCGCCAACGAGGUCGAGGGAGAAGGGCUCCGUGAGGAGCCAGGCGCCGCUCCCGCAGCGGCGGAGGAAGGGGCGCCGCCGCCACCCGUCGCUGUCACAGGCGCCCGAGGCGGUCGCUCCGGUCGCAUGGUCCAAGGGCUCCCGGGAGACCCUCGCGCCGCUCGUGGAGGGCCCCGAUGGUAGCGGCGGUGGCGCUCGAGACGCCCACGGGGACCCGAGGAAGGAAGGGUGGGGGCGUUGGAUCCGGGGCCAACUCUCACGGGCCCCCUCCGCCGCCACCUCCUCCGUUGCAGCGGGCGCGUCCUCUUCAGCCCUCCGCUCCGACCUCCGCCUCUUGCUCGGAGUCUUGGGAGCGCCGCUCGCCCCCGUUCAUGUCAGCUCUUUCGACCCUCUGCCUCACCUCAGCGUCAAGGACACUCCCAUUGAAACCUCGUCGGCUCAGUACAUAAUGCAACAGUACACGGCGGCGUCAGGCGGCCUGAGGCUCCAUAGAUCCAUCCGCAACGCCUACGCCACCGGGAAGGUGCGAAUGGUGGCGUCGGAGUUCGAGGCCACAGCCAAAGUCGUCAGGACCGGCUGCGUCUCGUCGAGCACCACGGAGUCCGGUGGCUUCGUGCUCUGGCAGAUGGCCCCGGACAUGUGGUACGUCGAGCUCGCUGUCGGCGGCAGCAAGGUCCACGCCGGUUCCAAUGGCAAGGUCGUGUGGCGCCACACCCCCUGGCUCGGCUCCCAUGCCGCCAAAGGCCCCGCCCGUCCCCUCCGCCGAGCUCUCCAGGGUCUCGAUCCAUUGACCACCGCAAGCAUGUUCGCCGACGCGCGUUGCAUUGGGGAGAAGACGGUCAACGGGGAGGACUGCUUCGUUCUCAAGCUCAGCGCCGAUCCACCAACCCUGAGAGCACGGAGCGAAGGCCCUGCUGAGAUCAUACGGCAUGUCUUGUUCGGCUACUUCAGCCAGCGAACCGGGCUUCUUGUCCACAUGGAAGAUUCCCACCUGACCAGAAUCCAAGCCAAUGCCGGAGGCGACGCAGUCUACUGGGAGACAACCAUGAACUCCUCCCUCGACGACUACCGCCUGGUGGACGGCAUAAUGAUCGCCCACUCGGGUCGUUCCACAGCUACUCUGUUCAGGUUCGGAGAGAAGGCGAUGAACCACACCAAGAGGAGGAUGGAGGAGGCGUGGACGAUAGAUGAAGUGGCCUUCAAUGUACCUGGCCUCUCCAUGGACUGCUUCAUUCCCCCAGCUGACAUGAGACGUGGUUCAACCAGCGAAGCAUGUGAGCUUCCUCGAGGAGUAAGAGGGAAGUUCAGCUCUAGAUACCCACAAGAUAUGCCUGAGAAGAUCGUUUGCAGGUUCGAAGUCUUGGGUUAGGAUCAUCAAUCAUGAACAGGGAGCAGAUAAAUUUGCUGUUGUUUCUUAUGGUAAAACUAAAAUAAAGUGCAACUUGAUGCAAAUUUAGGUAGCUCUGAGAAGCUAGUAUAUAGAUUGAGUGUUCUAAUUCAAGAUCCUUUUGUUUCAA
Musa acuminata subsp. malaccensis (wild Malaysian banana) is the source of this 1780-nucleotide messenger RNA. RefSeq lists its product as uncharacterized. The record is from RefSeq and is a predicted model, not a curated record. Lineage: Eukaryota; Viridiplantae; Streptophyta; Magnoliopsida; Zingiberales; Musaceae.